AUGGUGCCGGCAAAGAAGCAGAAGCAACUGGUGCAUAACAAGGAAGAACAAGCGGAAGUAGAAGGCGCAGAAGCAGGAGCGGUAAUAGGAGAAGCGGAAACAAGGUGCGCUGGUGUAGAAGCUGCUGAGGGGUGGUUAGCCGGCGCAGAAAGUAGGCGAACAGGUGGAACAGGACAGAAACAAACGGUGCCGGCAAAGAAGGAGAAGCAGAUGGGCGCAUAG
Messenger RNA from Cylicostephanus goldi, 222 nucleotides. NCBI's taxonomy places the organism in Eukaryota, Metazoa, Nematoda, Chromadorea, Rhabditida, Strongylidae. The record is from the annotation of a GenBank genome assembly.